AUGGGAAAGAAGCGACGAGGACCGACGCUCGAAGAGCUUCUGGCUCGCCCGUGGUGCUAUUACUGCGAGCGCGACUUUGAAGAUCUCAAGAUUCUCAUAUCGCAUCAGAAGGCAAAGCACUUUAAAUGUGAACGAUGCGGAAGAAGGCUAAAUACGGCAGGAGGACUUUCGGUGCACAUGAGCCAAGUCCACAAGGAACAACUUUCCGCUGUCGACAAUGCGCUUCCCAACCGGUCGGGUUUGGACGUUGAGAUCUUCGGUAUGGAGGGUGUUCCCGAGGACAUCAUCCAGAGCCAUAACCAGCGCGUCUUGACGCAGUUCCAGCAGGCGGAGGCGGAACGGCAGGCUGUGACGGGGAACCCGCCGCCGGGAACGGGAACAGGCCAGCCGUCGGCGAAGAAACCGAAGGUGGAGAGUGUAUCGGAGAUGAAGAAGCGUUUGGCGGAGCAUAGGGCGAAACGGGCAGAGGCUAUAAACGGGAGUAGUGCUGAAGGCACACCGGUUGGGGCUGGGCAAACGCCUACUACGGGUGGAUUUGGUCAAUCACCGCAGAGUCCCGCCGUUGCCAACCAGCAGUUCUCAUAUCCGCAGCCGUAUGGCGCCGCUGCUACUGCUACUGCUAAUCAGCCUUAUCAGCAGACAGCCAGUCCGGUCUACCAGAACUACUCUCCUGGAGGCCAACCGCAAUUUCCAGCGCAAUAUACUCCGCAGUCCUUCCAAGCCGGAACACCUGGCCAAGCGUUCCCGGCUUUUGGAACGACUCCUACUCCUUCCCCCUUCUCACAACAACAACCGCAACCGCAAGCACCCCAGAACAUCGCCUCCCCGCAAACUACGCCAGGAUUUACGCCACGGUCCGGUAGCCUUCCGACAGCUCCCAGCCUCCCCCAACGACCCAGUUUCGGUGCUCCGCAGGUCAAUUCCUACCAGAUGCAGCAGAUGCAUAUGGGCCACCCUGUGCCGACACCACCUGGAGCGUCCGGUGCAGAAAAGACACCAACGCCCGGAGCCGCCCCGGACGACCAAGUCGCCAAGCCCGCAGAAGCUUCGGAGGAGAAACCCACCAAGAAAGACAAGUCGAAGCAAGCCCGAUUGGUGUAUUCUGAUAACGAGAUCAGUCCGGAGGAAAAGAUGGCUGGGUUGUCAAGGUACGCAUUCGUUCCCAACCGCCAGGGAGAGACAACAGUGGAGACGGCCCCCCCGUCUACAAUCGUCGGGACUAUAAGAGAUACGGAUAACACGACGCUCGAUCCAACGGAUUAA
Aspergillus chevalieri is the source of this 1263-nucleotide messenger RNA. Its product is annotated as putative C2H2 finger domain protein. Gene Ontology annotation, molecular function: DNA binding. Bases 1 to 1263 code for a protein of 420 amino acids. NCBI's taxonomy places the organism in Eukaryota, Fungi, Ascomycota, Eurotiomycetes, Eurotiales, Aspergillaceae. The record is from RefSeq and is a predicted model, not a curated record. Gene Ontology annotation, cellular component: nucleus. The transcript is spliced from 3 exons.